CCAGGGCACCGCCCCUGCCCGGCACCGGAAGUGAGGGCAGCGCGUGCGCGCUGCACGGGCAGUUGCCGGCGGCUGCUGCGGGGAUGUCGGCCACGUGCGCCGUGUCCCGUAAAGCACAGCCGCCGCCGCCAGCGCCGCCGGGUGAGAGGGAUCCGCCGGCUAAAGCGAUGCGCAGGGGCCUGCGGCAGGGCCAUGAGGAGGAGCGGGAGCAGCUGCCGUGGCCGGGAGAGAGCGCCAGUGGCGGGAGCGGCGGACCCGACGUGGAGCAGGCGGCCUCCCUGAGCGACGAGCGGCGGAGGCGGCAGCCGCAGGAGCCGAGGGCGUUGGCGGCCGCUGCCACGGCAGCUAGGGUGGAGGAGGAGGAACGGCUGGAGCGGGAGCACUUCCGGAGGAUCAUCAAUGCCUUCCGAUACUACGGAACGAAUAUGCAUGAACGAGUGAACAGAACAGAGAGGCAGUUUAAAUCUCUCCCAGCUAAGCAACAGAGUCUUCUUCCCCAAUUCCUUCCUCACCUUGACAAGAUUCGGAAGUGCAUUGAUCAUAAUCAAGAGAUCCUGCAGACCAUUGUGAAUGACUGCGUUCAUAUGUUUGAAAAUAAAGAAUAUGGAGAAGAUGGAAGAGGAAAGAUUACACCAGCUUCAACAUUUGACAUGGAUAAAUUAAAAUCCACUUUGAAACAAUUUGUGAGAGACUGGAGUGAAGAAGGAAGGCCUGAGAGAGAGUCCUGCUACCAGCCAAUCAUUAGUGAAAUUGUAAAGAACUUUCCAAAAGAAAGAUGGGAUUUCUCCAAAGUUAAUAUCCUGGUACCUGGUGCUGGGCUAGGUAGAUUGGCGUGGGAAAUAGCUAUGCUCGGGUAUGCUUGCCAAGGAAAUGAAUGGAGCCUCUUUAUGCUCUUUUCUUCUAACUUUGUACUCAACAGAUGCUCUAAAGUUAAUUCAUGUAAGCUCUAUCCCUGGAUUCAUCAGUUUAGCAAUAACAGAAAAUCUGCUGAUCAAAUACGUCCAAUUUAUUUCCCUGACGUUGAUCCUCACAGUCUUCCUUCUGGUUCAAACUUCUCUAUGACAGCAGGAGAUUUUCAAGAAAUAUAUUCUGAGUGCAAUACAUGGGACUGCAUAGCAACUUGCUUUUUUAUAGAUACAGCACAUAAUGUUAUUGAUUACAUUGAUACUAUAUGGAAAAUACUGAAGCCUGGAGGAAUAUGGAUAAAUGUAGGUCCUCUCCUUUACCAUUUUGAAAACUUGGGAAAUGAACUUUCAAUAGAAUUAAGCUAUGAGGACAUAAAAAAUGUUAUACUGCAGUAUGGAUUCCAUAUAGAGGUGGAGAAAGAAUCUGUACUGUCAACAUACACUGUGAAUGAACUCUCCAUGAUGAAAUACUACUAUGAAUGUGUGUUGUUUGUGGUGAGAAAACCAGAAUAAAAGUGGUCUGUAUAGGUUAAUCACAAAACGUUACUGGCUUGAAAGCUAGAAAUAAGAAUAAAAUGGACUGGGUGAUGUCUGGACACAACCUCAAAUCAGUGGUGCCUUCUUACUCCUUGUAGGAUUUAGAUAGUGUCUAUUUUCUUAAUAUCUCUAUUGGUAUCUGGACAUGUACUAUGCCAUGCAUAUUUGUAAUAUACUUGCGGAAAUAGAGGAAAUGUUCACAAGAUGCAUCAAGAAUAAAAAGCAAAACAAAGUUUUCCUGAGAAUAAAAUGUUUGCCAUAACUAGGCUAAUUCCUUGCAUAUGCUUCAUUACUUUUCAUAAAUUUUAAAAGAUUUUCUACUUCCUGAUGUUAGGAAUGCAUAGACGUACUUACUGUACUAGCUGUAUGACUUUUAGAUAAGUGUUUCUAAACAUACACUUAAUUGUGAAGUCUGAAAUGGUUGGAAAGUGAUCUAAUUGUUCCUGACAGACAAAACAGCUAUCAGAACUAUUAAGAGUAUUUUCUGUGGAACCAAAGCAAAGUAGAUUAUUACACAAAUUCUAAUAUUUGACUGUAUCACUGUUACCAAUUUAAUCAAAACAAAGAACCUAUAGGCAAAUUGAAUACUAUGUGAAAGCAGUGUUUAGUGAAGAAAAAGCAGCAUGUCACAAAGAAGCAGUAUGUUAACCUCUGUUCAGGACUAACACCAAUUUUUAUUAAUCUCUUAGAGUUGAAACUGAAAUAUAUUAGAUGUUUUGCCAUCUUAAAAUACAUUGAGUUCACUCGUUUACUGCUUAAGCCAAAACAGUGAAGCAGUAUUUUUGGUUAUACAUAACUGAUAGAGCUCUUUUCUGUCUUUCAAAGCUGGUAACAUAGCUGAGUUAUCCAUGCUACAUGUAGGUAGUGCAAUGCAAAAAACAUCCUGUUCUUGUGGGGAAUUGGUGUAGGGGGGAUAAUACAUGUAAAUAGUAGGUGAUGUAAUGUCAUCAUUUCUACCUGAAUCAGUAUAUCCAGGGCAAUUGGUAGAAUAUUUCCUUGUGAUUUCAUGCACUUUACCAUUGUGACUUAGUGACUUCUUGGUUCUCUAUCAUAAUGUUUUUGGGGUUUUUUUGUUUGUUUUUUUUCCCUAGUAGAUGUAGCAUAGGUGAAUAUUUAAUCUACAAAUCAUGACACUGUACAAGAGGCAUAAUCUCUUGUGACUUUGAAGUACCUGAGAAGACAAUAAUCACUGUGCUGAGAGAUGUUGUCACAGCCAUUUCACUUCUAAAAUGUAUUUGUUACAUUUGUACCGUUUAAAUCAGUUUAAUUUUUUUUUCUUAAAAAUAUAAAACCAGUAUGAUACAGAAUCAAGGGUUUUCAUAACUGGUCAUAGUGGCACUGGACAGCAGCUUGUUUGGCAAACAAGUAAUAGGAAAUGAUGACACAAAGAUGUGUGGCAGACUCAUUUGAAGGAUAAGAUGCCAUCUAAAGGGGCUUAGACAGGCUUCAAAAAAGGGUCAGUGCAAACUGCAUGAGAUUCAACACGUCAAGUGCAAGGUCCUGCACCUGGGCUGGGCCAAUCCCAGGCACAGAUAUAAACUGAGUAGAGAGUGGGUUGACAGCAGUCCUGUAGAGAAGGACUUAGAAGUGUUGAUAGAUGAGAAGUGCAACAUGAGCCAACUGGCGGUGUGCUCAACUGGCCAACUGUAUCCUGGGACACAUCAGGGGGAGUGUGGCCAGAAGAUCAAGAGAGAUAAUUCUCCCUCUUUACUCUGCUUUUAUGAGACCCCUAUCUCAAAUGCUGGUGUCCACACAGGAAGGACAUAGAUCUGUUGGAACAAGUUCAGAGGAAGACACAAAGAUGAUCCAGGGCGUGAAACACCUCUACUACGAGGAUAGGCAAAGGGAACUGGAAUUGUUAAGCCUGGAAAACAGAAGACUCCUGGGGGACCCUAUAACUGCCUUCCAAUACCUGAAGGGAAUCUACAGGAAGAGUUGAGGGGGACGUUUUUAGAAGAGUGUCCACUAGUAACACGCAGGGAAAUGGAUUUCAAUUGAAGGAGAAUAGGUUUAGUUUGGAUCUUGGAAAGAAACCCUUCACUAUGAGGGUGGCAAAACUCUGCAAUGGAUUGUCCAGGGAGGUUGUGGAUGUCCCCCCAUGAAGAUUUUCAAAGCCAGGUUGGAUGGAGCCUUAAGUAACUAGUUUAGUUGAGAGGCAUCCCUGCCCAUAGCAGGGAGGUUUGAUUAAAUGAUCUCUAAGGUCUAUUCCAGCCUAGGCCAUUCACCUGAAUCAGGGAGACUUCCUAUUUGUUUUUCUUAGAGUUAGAAACUUUCCCAGUAGCUAAGAAAGAUUAGCCUCUAGAUUUCUAGACAUAAAGACUGAUGCCUUGAGCUGGCUAGAGUGAACAUAAGACACAGUGGCAGAGAACAAAGAAACUAUGAUAAAAAUUCACAUACUGAGCUGACCAGAACAUCAACAAGAGGAAGGUCAGAAAGUGACAAAAGAGACCAGGAAAUAAAAGGACUUUAUAUUAAAUAAUUCAUGCAUAGGUAAAAAAAUUCCCUGAAAUUAAAUGAACAUGUACUACUGUAAGUGUAUAUAAAGCAUGUGGGGAGUAUCUUUGGUUAUGUGGACUGGAAAGGUUACCCCUUUGCAACGUGCCAUGAGUAAAGGCAAUACCUGCCCUAACAGCUGUCAGCUGUCAGGUUUCAAUUGAUCUUCCCAUGUCACUAUGAUUCUGUUGUAUUUCCUGUCCCCUUCUUUCAUGGUGAUGUAUCAGUCACAUCUCUAGCAGACCUGUUGCUGGUUUUUGGUUGGGUUUUUUUUAUUUGGUUUGGGGGUUUUUGUUUGUUUGUUUGUUUUCCCAAAUGGUUUCAACACUGUAAGAGAGCACACAACUGAUUAUAUUUCAGUACUGUGUCCCUCUCUGCUCAGAAUCCUUAUAUAGAAUAAAAACUGCUGGUCUACAGAAGAUUUAAAUUAAAGCUUUGUUUAAACUAGACUUACUUGAACUGUCAUCUUCCUAAAUGUGCACCAUGAAGAUUUAGCUCUGUAAAUGAGCUGUCAAAGUCUAACCUACUCCAAGAAAAUCAUGUUCAAAGCUGUAAAACUGCCGUUACAAGCAGCAAACUAAAAGUCCCUGCACACCUAAAGAAAAAGAAAAAAACUUGCUUUGAUCAUCAUACUAUUUAUUUUUGAGGAAUUUUAUUAUUCUUUGCUUUAACAGUUUUAUUUUCCUUAGAGCACACGUUAUGAUUAUUUUACUUGAUUUUCAAGAUCCUUGAAAUAAGAUAAGUUUAGGUAAAUAUCCAUUGUGCUGUUGUUGAGUAGUAUAUGUCUGUGUAGUCGUGCCCAGUUUCUGCCUUCCCACCCAGUCUGCAGUUACACUUGAAAAGAGUUGUUGUUUUUUCACAAAUAGGCAGUAGGGCUCUUGCUUUCUGAUUGAAUGUCAGUAUCCUGGAGAGGGUCCAGUGGACAGCUCAGAGGAUGAUUAGGGGACUGGAAGGCAUGCCCUAUGAGGAAGAGUCUGAGGGGCCUGGGACUUUUUAGUCUGGAGAAGACUGUGAGGGGACUUAAUAAAUGUUUAUGAACAUCUGAGGGCUGGUGGGGCUGGGUGGGACAGGCUCUUCUCACUUGCUCCCUGUGACAGGACAAGGAUCAAUGAGUGUAAGUUGCAGCACAAGAGAGGUUCCACCUCAACACCAGGGGGAACUUCUUGACUGUAAGCGUCACAGAGCACUGGAGCAGGCUCCCCAGAGAGGCUGUGGAGUCUCCUUUUCAGGCAACUUUCAAGGCCUGUCUGGAUGAGUGCCCCUCUGAUCUGUGCUAGAUGUGUAGUCCUGCGCUGGCAGGGGGUUGGACUCUGAUUGCCUUGGGUCCCUUCCAAUCCCUAAUAUCCUGUGAUCCUGUGAUCUUUUUGUUCUGGUGGUAUUGUUCUUUGCCACCCCGUGUUGUGCCAUUUUUUGGUGUUGUUUUUAGGAAAUACUAUUUAGUUAUGCCAGGUAUGUAGUGAGGUAACUUCAAUUUCUGAUCUAGAAAAUGCCAUUUUCCACAUUGUUUUUCUUUUAAAUUAUAACAGCUGCAUUAAGGGUUGUAAACAGAAGAAUCUUGUGAAUAAAGUGUACAAAUUAGUAAUUUUUAACUUGCAGUACUAUUGAUGAGCUUUUAAAAUGCAUCACAUGUGUUUUUAUGCACAGGGGAUAAUUGUGUAUUACUGAAUGUGAUCACAUUCUUUUACUCAGUUGUACACAGGGGGGAAAAUGUGUAAGGCUAUUAUCAGCUGAAGCCGGGGCACUAUUAAACCGUACAUGGCAUUGGAUGUAAAAUAAAAUGCUGCAUAAGCUUCGAUGUAAUGCUCUCUAUAAUGGAGUAAGUUUGGCAAUGUAAAGCGUCCUGUAUUUUCAGUUGUAUGUUAAUACACUCUGAAGUGUCACGUCUCGCUGAACUUUCUGCUAUUUUCUGUGUGUAACAGACUGCAAUUUUCUCUGCUAUUAAAGUUUGCAGGAUGACA
This is a messenger RNA of Pogoniulus pusillus (Red-fronted tinkerbird), 5893 nucleotides long. It is a transcript of the gene CARNMT1, whose product is annotated as carnosine N-methyltransferase 1. Lineage: Eukaryota; Metazoa; Chordata; Aves; Piciformes; Lybiidae. Bases 84 to 1418 code for a protein of 444 amino acids. The record is from RefSeq and is a predicted model, not a curated record. Gene Ontology annotation, molecular function: carnosine N-methyltransferase activity. Gene Ontology annotation, biological process: carnosine metabolic process. The transcript is spliced from 8 exons. Gene Ontology annotation, cellular component: cytosol; nucleus.